Syngnathoides biaculeatus (alligator pipefish) is the source of this 2223-nucleotide messenger RNA. RefSeq names its product myelin protein zero-like 1 like (gene mpzl1l). The transcript is spliced from 6 exons. The coding region runs from base 400 to 1191 and encodes 263 amino acids. Gene Ontology annotation, cellular component: cell surface; focal adhesion; membrane. Lineage: Eukaryota; Metazoa; Chordata; Actinopteri; Syngnathiformes; Syngnathidae. The record is from RefSeq and is a predicted model, not a curated record.
AGUUAAAUCGAUUUUUUUAGGUGGUUUCAAACUUUAAUUUUACUCCAUACAGUUGAAAACGUGUCUUUUCGUCUUUUUUUAUUUUAAUGGUUUUGUAUUUUUGUCUUUUUUAUAUGAAUAGAUUUUAUUCGUGUAAGUAAUAGACGUUUACAUGUAUAAAUAAGUGUUUGAGUGGGUGUGGGUAGAUGAAGGCUGCUUUCAUAUUUCAUAUUUUCUACCGUGGAGGCAAGGCGGGCUUGUUGUUUACUGGUGCAAUACAUACGUUGGCCGACAGGGAGGCGACAGCGUGCGAGUCGUCCCUCGCGCGACCGUCUCAACUAAGUCGCGAAGAAGACGACACAUCUUUGAUGAGGGUGGGGAAACAAAAAAUCACUAACUGCCCUUUUUUGAAACACCACAAUGGAUUACAAACGACACGCUAAUCUUCCCACGCGUGUUUUACUAGCUGGGUUUGUGGUGCUCAUUCUUUCAGCCUCGACGCUGGCCGUCGAAAUCUUCACUAAGUCUGAGGUAGUGGUGGAGAACGGGACGGCCUGCGUGCUCCCUUGCACCUUCAAGUCCAGCCAGGUGGUCAGCAGCCACAUCACCGUUGCCUGGAGCUUCCAUUCCAGUCAGCCUGACACGCAGUUCUCCAAGGCGCCGGAUGGGAUUUUUUACUUUUACAACGGGAAGCUGGCCCCGGUUGUGGAAGAGUUCAAAGACCGCUUGGAGUUCAUCGGUGACAUCAACAAGAGGGACGUGUCCAUAAGACUCAACCCGGCACAUUUCAGCGACAACGGCACCUACUUUUGCGACGUGAAGAAUCCGCCCGACUUCAAGGGCACGUCGGCUCGAACGGAAUUGCGCGUGGUCUUGAGAGGAUCUCUUCCUCGGGACAGCACGACUGUCAUCGUGGGAGCCGUUUGCGGCGUUUUGGCCCUGCUGGUGCUCAUCCUCGUGGGCGUCUGUGUUGUCAUGAAGGUGCUUCAUAACCGCCACGAUUACGAAGGCUGUAUAAACUUGGAAAACGCGCGCGCCCCGCCUCCCCAGCCCAUAAAGAAGCCGGAGCCCAAGGCCGAGGCCCCCACGAGUACCAGCCCCCCGGGCCAAGUGCAGGGCCCGGUGAUAUACGUCCAGCUGGACCACUCGGGCAGCAAAAACUCCUUCCACAAGAUGGAGCCCGUGGUCUACGCCGACAUCCGCAAAAACUGACACGGACCGACGGGGGGAGCCGCACACAACAACAAAAGAAAAAAAACUCUCAAACACGCAAGAAGUGUAAAGUAUCAGACCUCUCAUAUCAGCUGCUCUCGGGAACGCUGGCUUCUUUUUACAGGGACGGACGGACGGACGGACGCUUUUCCUUUAUUUAUUUUUUGCUUCUCAGCCAUCACGUCCACACUUACAAGGUAAAUAUUGGAUCCUUCGCAACAGCCUCGCAUCAACUCAAAACAUAGGCAGAAAUUUCCAGAAGCUUUUGACAUUCCUUCCUCGGCUACCGAGAUUUAUAAUUAUUAUUAUUAUUAUUAUUAAAAGUGACUACAGUUUAAAUACUGACAAAUAACAUCUGGUGAACCUUUGGGGUCGAUCUCAUCGGGGUGGCUUUUUGAGCAAAUUCAAAUUAAUUUUACAAUGACUGUAUAGGGGAAAAAAAAUCCCCAAUCACGUCUUUUUACAAUUUUUCCACAAAGAAGGAAUUUUUUUUCCUGCAAUUCCCCACAAUAAAAAAAAAAAUCAAACGGGCUUUUAAAAAAAAUCUAAUUAUUAACAUUUUGAGAUUCUUGCUGUAAAAUUAGCAAUCUUUUUUUUAAUUAUUAUUUAAUUGGGGAAAUAAUGACAAAAAUCUGAUAAAAUCGUAAAAUGCCUGAUGUGAAGUAUGAAAAUAAAAUGAAGCAAAACUAUUCACUCUAUGACAAAAAAAAAAAAGAAAAUUAUUUUGUUGCCAUCAUAAAUGUUUUACCAUAUUGUACGGGUAAGAGAUCUGUUUUUGUAGUAAUGAUGCAACAAUACUACGCAAAUACUACAAUGCCUUUUUUGCAAAAUGAAAAUAGAGUAUUACCACAACACAAGACUUCAAUUUUGUCUAUUUCCAAAGCCACUUAUCCUCACAAGGGCCGCUGGAGCCUAUCCCAGCUAACUCCGGCCACAAAGUGGGCCUCACCCUGAACUGGUCGCCAAAUUAGGAUGCAACUUCUCCAUCAGAAAUUGUCCAUUUUUUUUUUUUUUUUUUUCAUUAUAAAAUAU